CAAAGUAGUUCAACUGAAGGCUUUUUAGUUCAUUCGAUCAGAUUUUGCUGAACAAGCUUGUUCUUAACGAUUCAAAACAAACAAGAUGACGCACCGGCAACUGCAAUUGUUUACAUUUAGUUAAGGAAAAAUGGAAAAUAGUGAAAACGAUCCCCACACUGAAGCUGAUGGCGCCUGUUUUUCGAUGGUUGCAGGAGGCGGUGAUAGAGGCGUGGCCAGAAUGGUUAAUUCACGCAGAGCCUGGACAUACAAAAUGAAUCACAAGAAACGCGGCGUGGCGCUGAUCUUCAGUCAUAAAACAUUUGAGUCAUCACUAAAAUUGGAUUCCAGACCUACGGCCGAUGUAGAUCGUCAAAAUCUGCACCGUGCUCUGGAGCAACUGAAUUUCAAGGUCAAGCCGUUUAAUGAUUUGAGCUACAAUAGCAUACGCAAACAGAUUAAAGCUGUGGCCACGGCAGAUCAUACAGAUAAUGAUUGCAUAUUGAUUGCUAUAUUAACACAUGGCACUAACCAAUGUCUCUACGCUAGAGACACCACCUACAAGCUAGAUAGCAUAUGGCAAGAGUUUACCUCAGACAAAUGCCCCUCAUUGGCGAACAAGCCCAAGCUGUUCAUCAUUGAAGCUGAGCGUGGCAAUCGUCGGGAUGCUGGUGUACAGCUCAGACCAAGCAGAUCUAUAGAGACUGAUAGUGAUUCCAACAGCAGCUAUACGCUGCCCAUCAAUGCGGAUUUCCUCUUUGCCUACUCCACUAUGCAGGAUUAUGUUUCCUAUAGCGACAGCGUUACGGGCAGCUGGUUCAUUCAAAGCCUGUGUGCUGAGCUGGAGACCAAAGGCAAAUCCAUGGAUAUCCUACGCAUUAUGACUUAUGUGACACAACGUGUGGCGAUCUUUGAAACCUAUGAUGACCAGCAAUAGCAAAUACCCGGCAUUUUGUCUACCCUAACCCGUAUAUUGCAUUUUGGCAAUAGCAGUGAGCUUAUAAAUGUUAUUUAGUUAGCAUUUCUUAUUUGUAUUAUUUGUUAUUUACUUAAGCAACAACUUGCCGUUGGCUUGGACAUUAUACAAAGCUUUUAAUUUG
Drosophila busckii is the source of this 1079-nucleotide messenger RNA. RefSeq names its product caspase. The coding region runs from base 131 to 916 and encodes 261 amino acids. The transcript has 2 exons. Gene Ontology annotation, biological process: proteolysis; apoptotic process. The record is from RefSeq and is a predicted model, not a curated record. Gene Ontology annotation, cellular component: cytoplasm. Lineage: Eukaryota; Metazoa; Arthropoda; Insecta; Diptera; Drosophilidae.